GAAUUAAAAUGAACUAAGUAGUACAGUCUUCCAAGCUGUCACGUGUGUUUAGUCCCUCCCAUUUAAAUCAGAGCCAGAGAGAGAGAAAAAAGACGCUCCGUUCGGUGAUUGGCCCCCAGCGUUGCUCCAAUCACUGCCGGACUCAUUUCCAGCCCCCACACUGCUCACAGACCAGACGACCGUCAAGACCGCGUCGCCUCAGCUUCCUCACUUCUUGACUAAAUGGACUUUUGGAGACUUUUCUUCAGAGGAUGCUAACGCUGACCUUUUGAACGACGAUGACGGCGCUCGUGAGGAAGGCGCAACAGGUGCUGCUGCUGCUGCUGCUGCUGCUGCUGGCCUGCGUCCCGCAGCUGCCCUGCACUGCUCAGACACAAGAAGUGGUGGUGUGUACCGGCACCCUGAACGAUUUGAGCAUGACAGGGAAUUCCGACAUCCAGUACAACUUGAUGAGGGAGAGGUACGCUGGCUGUGAGAUUGUCAUGGGGAACCUUGAGAUCACCAUGAUGGAGCACACCAGAGACUUCUCCUUCCUGCAGUCAAUCAGGGAGGUGACAGGCUACAUCCUGUUUGCCAUCAACGAGUUCAGCCGCCUGCCACUGGACCACCUGCGCGUCAUCCGAGGCACCACCCUGUACGACGACCAGUACGCCUUGGUCGUGAUGGUCAACUACCAAAAGGACGGCUUGCACGGCCUGCAGGAACUGGGCCUGACGCACCUGACAGAGAUACUGGAGGGAGGGGUGGAGAUCAUCCAGAAUAAGUACCUGAGCUACGCCCCACGGGUCACCUGGCUCGACAUCGUGAAGGACAGCACGGCGCCGAUCGUCAUCGACGACAACGGACCUGACAAGCCCUGCAGUGAAGCAUGCGAAGACGUACCGUGUUGGGGUCCAGGAAACGACACGUGUCAGAUCUUGACAAAGACAAUCUGCGCCCCUCAGUGCAACGGCCGCUGCUUUGGCAGAAACCCUAGCGAGUGUUGCCACAACGAGUGCGCUGGAGGCUGCACGGGACCCUUGGAUACCGACUGCUUUGCUUGCAGGAACUUCAACAACUCGGGUUCCUGCGUCCCUCAGUGUCCUCAGACGGUCAUCUACAACAAGCACACGUUCAAACUGGAGCCCAACCCCAACGCCAAGUAUCAAUACGGCUCUAUCUGUGUUGCCCAGUGUCCCACAAACUUUGUGGUGGAUGGCAGCUCCUGCGUGAGCAACUGUCCCUCAGGUAAAAUGGAGGUGGAGAAAAACAGUGUGAAAAAGUGCGAGCCCUGUGGAGGCCUCUGUCCGAAAGCGUGCCGCGGGACAGGGACUCUGGACCGGCAGACUGUGGAUGCUCGGAACAUUGACGGUUUUGUCAACUGCACAAAGAUCCAAGGCAGUCUUCACUUCCUGGUGACCGGGAUCCACGGUGACGACUACAAAGGCGUGCCAGCCCUCGAUCCGGAGAAGCUGAAAAUCUUCAACACGGUGCAGGAGAUCACAGACAUCCUCAGUAUCCAAUCGUGGCCCGAAAACAUGACGGAUCUCUCUGUCUUCUCCAACCUGCAGACCAUCCAAGGCCGAUCACUGUACAGAGGAGUGAGCUCAAGAAGGGGCUACUCCCUGCUGGUGAUGAAGAUCCCCUCUCUGACCUCUCUGGGCUUACGCUCUCUGCAAAAAAUCAACGAUGGCAGCGUCUACAUCACGGGCAACAAGAACCUGUGCUACCACGACACGGUCAACUGGACGCGCAUCCUGAGCAGCAGCUCGCGUCCACAGCGGCGGCAGAAGUACAUUGACAUCAAGGAGAACCGGCCAAGAACUGAGUGCGUUGAGGAGGGACACGUGUGCGACCCCCUGUGCUCCUCUGACGGCUGCUGGGGCCCGGGGCCGGACCAGUGCCUGUCCUGCAAGAAGUACAGCAGAGGAGGAACUUGUGUGGCAGAUUGCAUGUUCUUGACCGGGGAGAGGAGAGAGUUUGCUGACGCUUCGGGAGAAUGCAUGCGCUGUCACUCCGAGUGUAAAGUCCAGGAGGGAAUGGAGACCUGCACAGGCCCGGGAGCCGACCAGUGUGUGGCAUGCGCCAACUUGCAGGACGGCCCCCACUGUGUGACCUUGUGUCCUGAGGGAGUGAUGGGAGGUGAGGGGGUCAUCUUUAAGUACCCAAACAAGCAAGGCCGCUGUGACCCGUGCCACAUCAACUGUACCCAAGGGUGCUUUGGUCCAGGAAUUGGGGACUGUGUUGGGUCUUCCAGAUACAUUUCUGGGCAAGCCACCACAGGCAUCGUGCUGGGAGUUAUCGUCCUCCUGUUUGUCAGCUUCUCUGUUUCUGUGCUGAGUGUCUUGUACCGCCGCGCCCUCGCCAUCCGUCGCAAACGAGCUAUGAGGAGAUACAUGGCCAGCCGAGAGAGUUUUGAGCCACUGGAUCCCGGGGAGAAGGGUCCCAAAGUCCACGCUCGGAUCCUGAAGAUGACAGAGCUGCGAAAGAUCAAGCUGCUGGGUCACGGAGUGUUUGGAUCACUUCAUAAGGGUAUUUGGAUCCCUGAAGGCGACACGGUAAAGCUUCCAGUCGCCAUAAAAACAGUUCACGAUCGCACCGGACGGCAGACGUUCUUUGAAGUAACUGAUCACAUGAUGGUGAUGGGAAGCCUGGACCACAUCAACGUCGUGAGGAUCCUCGGCAUCUGCCCCGGUGCCAACCUGCAGCUCGUCAGCCAGCUCACCAGCCAGGGCUCCCUGCUGGACCACGUCAGGAACAACAAGAACAAUCUCAGCCCGCAGAGGCUCCUCAACUGGUGUGUGCAGAUCGCAAAGGGUAUGUAUUACCUGGAGGAAAACAGGAUGGUCCACAGGAACUUGGCGGCCAGAAACGUACUGUUGAAGAAUAACUACACCGCCCAGAUCUCAGACUACGGCAUCGCAGACCUACUCUAUCCUGAUGACAAAAAGUACUUUUACAACGAGGUCAAGACGCCAAUCAAGUGGAUGGCCUUGGAGAGUAUCCUGUUUCGCAGAUACACUCAUCAAAGCGAUGUUUGGAGUUACGGCGUGACGAUAUGGGAGAUGAUGUCACAGGGAGCGGAGCCGUACUCCACAAUGCGCCCGCAGGAAGUUCCUGAUCUGCUGGAAAAGGGGGAGCGACUGUCCCAGCCUCCCAUUUGCACCAUCGAUGUCUACAUGGUCAUGGUCAAGUGUUGGAUGAUUGACGAGAACGUCCGUCCCACGUUCAAGGAGCUUGCCAGUGAAUUUACCAGAAUGGCGAGAGACCCCCUUCGCUACCUGGUGAUGAAGGAGGAUUGCAACCGGCAGGACACGCCUCCUGAUGAGCUUGCCCAGCGCAGUGCAGACCUGGACGACCUGGAGGAUCUGGACUUUGAACUUGAGGACCAGGUGGAGGAAGCAGAAGCGGACGGCAUCCACCCGCCCUCCCACUACCUGUCCCAGUCCAGGAGCCUCAAUGGCCCCUCCAAGCUGGAUACUCACAGAGUGGUCCUGGGUUCACCGGGGGGUGCUGGAUAUCUGCCAAUGACAGCAGGGGUGGACACAGCAGCACAGGCCCCGUGGCAGUCGCGCUCCCGACUCAACUCGGCUCGCACCACGUCGGAGGGCUCGGAGGGGUGUGGCUUCGCCGUGGACCUGGAGAUGAUUGAGGGUUUCAGUCAGGAUGGAAGCCUCGAGCGGGGACGCCGUCGGGAGGACAGCGCCUACGUGUCCCAGAGGGACAGCUUGUCCGGCGGCCCCCCCGAGACACCGUCCCCGGAGGUGGAUGAGGAGGACCAAAACGGCUACGUGCUCCCCGGAGACAGCCCGGAGAGAGAAACCCUGCUGUGUCCAUCUCGGGUCAUUCCCAGCACGAUCGGCAAGUGGCACUCUUCCGGGCUCUUGGACGACCUCGGCCCCGAGGAAUACGGGUACAUGAACGAGCAGACGAGCGUCUCGCCAAGAGUCAACAAGCACCUCAAAGACGCCGGCGGCCACUGGCUCCAGGUCAGCAAGACGCGGACGUCCUCCGUGUCGUCGCAGCUGACGGCGCGCUCGGGGGAUGUGGCGCCGUCCCUCGGGAACCGUCGCAGCUCCGAUUCGGAGCAGGGCGGUGCUCAGGAAGCUCAGUACGAAUACAUGGAUAUCAGGUGUGGUGGGAAGGAUGAAGGCCCUCCAGCACAUGACCCUCCUCCACCUCCUCUUGUCGCAGCACGGAUGGUGGCGGAGGAGGAGGAGGAGGAAGAGGAGGAGUAUGUGGAGGACAGCAACUAUCACUACACCAACAGACAGCCAAAGCUGCGGCAAGCUCUUCGGGAAAACAAGGAGCUGAAGAUCCAGGACAGGGAUGAGUAUGAGGACAUGGACUGCCUCGGAGACGCGGCGGUGUACCAGAACACGCAAGCAGCAAGCGAGGGCGGGGCGAGGUCCGACCCGCCCCACCGGCUCGGGUGCGAGCCUUACGUCAAAGUGCGGGCCGGAGUCGAGGUCAGCGGCGACAGAUCCUUCGACAAUCCGGGCUACUGGCACAGCCGGAUGUUCCUCAAGCCCAAAGCCGUGCCGACAUGAAGAAGAAGCCUCAUCCAAACUCCCAUGAAGGACUCUACAGGAGAUUACAUCAUAAGCUCAAAUGUAGCCCGGGGCUGGGUUGCAAGUUGCGUACUGACGCCGCAUGUUUGGCUUAACAGAACCCAAAUGGUGGCUGUGCUGCAGCGUUGCUUUUGGCAAUCAUGACCUCAUUAUUUCGUCGACGAACCUUGUUUUCCUGACGGUGGAGAGCUAAACACGGCUCUUUGAUGACAACAUAAACAUGCAAAAACUAGAGAAGCACUCCUCCGCCAAGCGCCAUAGAUUUCCACCCCCCCCCCUCCCCCUCGCCCCCCCAUUGUGAUUUACACCAUAAAUAUUAGUCCUACAUUUAUCUUAUCUACAUAUUUACAUUCCUUGACCAUGAAAACAUACCAUGGAAGGGUUUGAAUCGCUUAAAGAAUGCUACCAAUGCACACAUGCUAAUUUUAGCAUGCUAACAUCUAGCAUAGUAGCACUAAGUGUUGAAGUGCCUACUCCUGAAAAUGCUAAAAAUGUUAGUAUAAUUAUGUUAGCAUAUUAACAUGCUAACGUUAGCAUGAUAACACCUAGCAUGAUAGUGCUAAGUUUAUAUUUAUGAAAAUCACAAAAAAUGAUAUUCUCAUUUUAGCAUGCUAACAAUGCUAAUAUGCUAACACUUAGCAUAAUAGUGUCUAUGCAAAUGGCUAAAAAUGCUUUACCAUGCUAACACCUAGCAUGAUAGUGCUAAGUGUUCAUAGAAGUGUCUACCCAUGAAAACAGAUAGAAAUGCUACUAUGCUAAUAUUAGCAUGUUAGCGAUGUUAUGCUAACAUGCUAACACCUACCAUAAUAGUGUCUACCUACGAACAUGGAUAAAAAGGCUUUAGCAUGCUAACACCUAGCAUGAUAGUGCUAAGUGUUCAUAGAAGUGUUUACCCAUGAAAACAGCUAAAAAUGCUACUAUGCUAAUAUUAGCAUGCUAGAAAUGGUAACAUCCUAACACCUAGCAUGAUAGUGUUAAGUGUUUUUAUAUGCGUCUACCCAUGAAAAUAGCAAAAAAUGCUGUUAUGCUGACGUUGGUAUGCUAGCAAUGCUAACACCGAGCAUGAUAGCUCAAUGUAUGUCCCAAACAAGUGCUCUGACCAUUUUUUGUGGGGAGCUAUAUGCACAAAUGCUGAAAAUGGUCCUAUCUUGCAACGUUAAAGAAUCCUUUUAAAAAAUCCUGGAUCCAGACGGUGAUCCGGAUCACCCCCAAAAUGUAAUUAGUUCUUCCAUAUCCCCUUUCCGACAAUUCCUGAAAAUUUCAUCCAAAUCCAUUCAGAACUUUUUAAGUUAUUUUGAACACAAACAGACAAAUGCCGGCAAAAACAUAGCCUAACCUCUGACAGUUUCCCGCGGGCCGUACCAGCUCGUGGGUGGGGCCAGACUGGGCCGUGGGUGACUUUCAGGAAACUUUAUGUAAAUGCAUAUCAGUUUUGGAAAUAUCGGCGGUUACUUUAUUAUAAAAAUAAUAUACAGUAGCAAAUCCCAUCGUUUUAGCGUGUUUAUGUUGUUUGUUGCGAGCUGCGACUUGGCGCACGCACAAUGGGGCAUUCAGUGACCGUCGAACAAAGUGGGACAAGUCGCCACUUGCAACAAACAACAUAAACAUGCAAAAGCGACGGGAUUUGCAACUGCAUAUUAUUGCAAUUAUAAAAAAUGAAUUGACAAAAAAAUGUAUUUGUAAAUAGCUACAUCAAACUUUAUGUAAAUGCAUAUCAAUUUUGGAAAUGUGGGCCAUUAUUUUAUUUUAAAAUAAUAUCCUGUUCCAAAUCCCAUAGUUUUUGCAUGUUUAUAUCGUUUGGUUCCACUUUGUUGGACGGUCCUUGAACGCUUCGUAAGUUUGUCCCAUGCUGCACAGAUAGACUACUAUACUGCAUUUCUACCCUUCUUCUUUCUCCUCAUGUUUGCUCCCAAAUGCUGAUACUCUGUGGGGAUGCAUAAAGGUCAGAUUUGAUGACCUUAUUGAGUGCUAAUGUAAAUAUUUGGUAUAUUUGUUGGUGCACAACCUCAUCCAAUUUGCAAUACAGUAGUACCUCGCAUAACGUAAACCUCCUUUUACGUAAAUUCCACUGAACGUAAAGAAUAUAUUUAAGUUUUUGCAUCGUAUUACGUAAGAAAUUCCAUAUAACGUAAAUUCGAUAAAUUCGAUUUGAAUAGGUCGCGCCACAGAGAGAGGGAAACAUUUUCCAUGACUAACAGAGUACACUUGGUGACGCCUUCUGACGCUUCACGAUCUCAUUGGCUGAUUAUCGGGGCACCGCCUACGCUCUCAUCUCAUUGGCUGACUUAUACAGUGCAUACGUGAGUUUGUGUGAGAGACAGGCUUCUCCCUUCAACCUCCCUUCCUCAUCGUAGUCGCCCUGAAACUGGUUGAUUGUUUUUGUUUUUCAGUUUUAUUCAUUUACAGUAAUCUUAUUUAUUACCUUAUUUUAUAUUGGAAUGUUACUCUACUAUGUUUAUGCUAACGUUUUUUUAUAUUUUCCCACCAUAUUUGGUGGACUUUGAAUAUUUUGAAGGGCCAAAGGGGUGAGUUUGGGAAGAUCUUGGAACGGAUUAGGCUAUUUACAUGUAUUUUACGCUUUGUAUAACAUAAAAUCCCUAUAACAUAAAGGUUCUCGGAACAGAUUAUUUACAUUGUAGGGGCGUCUACUGUACUUAUUGACAGCAAUUAUAUUUAAAAGAAAUAUUUUCCAAAAUCUAUCCAAAUUGCCAAUACUUAUUGGCAUGCAGUAUAUUGGAAAAAAAUAUGUAAAAUUAUCCAAUUACAGAUGCUUAUUGACAUAAAUAAUAUAUUUUUUAAGCUAAAACUAUAAAAUUCACAAUACUUAUUCACAUAAAUUAUAUAUAUAUAUAUUUUUUUUUUUUUGGACUAAAACUAUCCAAAUUUCCAAUACUUAGUGACAUACAUUAUAUUAGAAAAAAAUAUAUAAAACUAACCAGUUACAGAUAGUUAUUGAUAUAGAUUUUACUUUGUUUUUUUUUACUAAAACUAUCCAAUUUCCAAUCCUAAUUGACAUAAUUAUAUUUAUUUUUUUUACUAAAUCUAUCCAGUUUCCAAUAAUUAUUGAAUUAUUGAGUAUUUUAUAUGUUUUUUUCUUUACUAGAACCAUCCAAUUUCCAAUACUUAUUGACAUAAAUGAUAUUAUAUUUUAAUUUUCUUUUUUUUUUUUUUUUUU
Dunckerocampus dactyliophorus (ringed pipefish) is the source of this 7725-nucleotide messenger RNA. RefSeq names its product receptor tyrosine-protein kinase erbB-3-like. Gene Ontology annotation, molecular function: neuregulin binding; ATP binding; neuregulin receptor activity. The transcript is spliced from 29 exons. Gene Ontology annotation, cellular component: basal plasma membrane; signaling receptor complex. Gene Ontology annotation, biological process: positive regulation of kinase activity; multicellular organism development; nervous system development. The record is from RefSeq and is a predicted model, not a curated record. The coding region runs from base 279 to 4529 and encodes 1416 amino acids. NCBI's taxonomy places the organism in Eukaryota, Metazoa, Chordata, Actinopteri, Syngnathiformes, Syngnathidae.